AUGACGACAAACAACCUGCAGGAACACUUACGAUGGUUGUUCAGCGAAAAGCCCUCGAUCCCGCCCAAUACCAUCGAUUUGCCGCCAGCCUCCACAUCGUUCGCUACGCCCAACGACAAUCGAAUUGAGACGACGGCCGGUGCCAGUGCCACCCGGAGACUCUCAAACUCCCUCAAUAGAGCAGUUACAUCAGAAUCUGGAGGUAGCGGGAUUCAUCAGAGUACGAUCGGCUUGCCAUCACCCGCCACGCGGCCUGGGACUGAGAGGAGCGGCGAGGGACGUGACGGCGCCAGUACAGCAACGGUGGUGAAUGCGGAUGCACUGCAAGCGGGGAGCGUCACACGAGACCCACCGGACUUCCCUCAGAAGGCAGAGAUGGUUCGACGGGCAACUGCGCCAACAUCGGCUACCAAGUCGAAUACUUCGUUUGGCCCCCGACAACUCGAUGUCACACCCACUAAGCCAAGGAAUGCUGUAAGAACAGAUGCGAAGAAUGCGCACUCUGCAAGCUUCCGAACACCAAUACCUUCGCAACACAAGAACGUCGAGCAAAUGGACUUGACCGAAGAAUUUGCGAAAAUGUGCAGCCCAAAUGCGAAAACGUCUGCUCCUCCAUCAGCCGCAGGCAGGAAACGCAAAAGCGAGGAGUUCGAGUCUGAUUUGCGACACAAUCCUGCUUCUAUCAAGCGGCCCAACCAGGCUCCUAUCAUCGUGCCGCGGCCUUCGCAAGAGUUCCCAUCCAUUGACGAGGAUGAUGAGUUCGAUGAUAUCCCUACUGGUCCGCCUCCUCCGUACUCCACGAUCCCUCCUCGGCCGGGGAAAGCUACAGCGGAGGGUUCAGCGCAGCCUGCGAGGCCGCCGCUGUCGAAUGCUCGAUCCACGUCGUAUGUCGAGGAUUCAGAAGACGAUGAAGAUGAUCUUAUGAACUUCUACGACGAACAUGUAGAACCUACCAAGCCACCGACGAGAGGCAACAGCAAAAAGGCCAUGUCGGUGCAGCAUGAGCCUGUGCUUAUCAGCUCUCCAAUCGCUGAAGCGCCGCUGAAUACCGACAAACGUGCUACGUUCCCAGUACGCGAUGAAGCGAGCGCAAGCUCUCCCAUACCAAGCCCGCCCCCGAUAUCAUCACAUUUGAAACCGCCAGCUAUAGCAGGGGACUCGAGUGCCGUUCAGAACGUCAAGGGCAACGUAGCAUCCAAAGCCGAAGGUACUCAAAUACCUCAGCCAUCCAACACUACCCAAGCACAACCACCGGAAGAUGAAGAACUCAAGACUCUGAUGUUGCGUGUGUUUGAAUCAUUUGGAUUAUUAUAUGAGCGGGCUUUGUCCAACAUAGACGAGAGAUACAAUAUUGUGGUAGACGAGAUGACCGAAUGGAUGGACGCUGGCAAUGACGAUACUUCGACAUUUGAGGCUGAGCAGGACGAACUGGAUCUCAAGAGAAAGAAUUUGGCCACGCUGAAAUCGAAGUGCAAGUCUUAUCAGAAAGCACAAGAGAACAGGAAUCAAGCCAAAGAGGAUCUGAGGCAAGCAUUGCGAACUCGUCAAGGGCGUGACGAAGCCAAUGCACAGAAUCGCGCCGCGCAGGAACGCCUUGCCAACAUCGAAAAGGAAUGCAUCGCUCUUCUCAGACCAUGCGCAGAUGACCUCCGCCCUCUCCUCUCGCAGCGCGUCGCCGUCGAAUCGACACAGGUCAUGCCAGGAGCGAUCCCCGAGCGGGCGCGUGCUCCUGGAAGCUCGAGUCGCAUUGCUCAAACGCAGAUGCAGCCCGCAAUGCCACCACCAGCAAGACCUCCGCUGCAGGUUAGCAAGUCCGCACCUGUGCACCAAGCUUCGCAUAUCCGGUUCGAAAAUAAUGCCAAGCAGCAGGACAGUCUAAUGUUCAGUGACAACGCUUUCGACGAUGACAUUGACGACCUUGAUAUGAUCGGCACGGGACAUGAUAUAUACACGACACGCAUGGGCACUCCGCCUGCGGAUCAUGGCAACGAAGAUGAUUAUGGCAUGAUGGACGACGAGAUGCUGGACAUGGUGGAAGACUAUGAUAGUGCAGGUCAGUUUGCUUCUGGAAAUACUGGCAGAACGGCCUUCGCUGAGAUAUCAGCCAAUAUCCAAGCGCGUCAAGCACAACCGAAAGCGAAAAAGACAAAGACGACGAAAUCUGCUGCUGAGCUGGCCGCGAUCCACCGCGAGAAUAUGAAUUUUCCUUGGUCAGAUGAGGUCUGCGAUGUUCUCAAGCAAAGGUUCAGGAUGCAAGGUUUCAGAGAGAAUCAGUUUCAGGCGAUCAAUGCGACUCUCAGCGGCAGAGAUUGUUUUGUCCUGAUGCCUACAGGCGGCGGCAAGUCUUUGACAUACCAGCUUCCUGCUGUGAUCCAAUCUGGAACAACCAGAGGCGUGACCAUCGUCGUGUCCCCGUUGCUCAGCUUGAUGGAAGAUCAGGUGCAGCAUCUUAACAAGAUCGGCAUCUUCGCGUUCUUGAUCAAUGGCGAGACGAGUCGCGAAGACAAACAGAGGAUCAUGGAUGGGCUCUGGAAGAGCAAUGUCGAGGACUUCAUCCAGCUUCUGUAUGUCACACCCGAAAUGCUUGGCAAGAGUGAGAACAUGCUGCGCACCUUCGAUGGCCUCCAUCGCCGCGGGAAGUUUGCCAGGCUGGUAAUCGACGAAGCGCAUUGUGUUAGUCAGUGGGGACACGACUUCCGGCCUGACUACAAGAAUCUUGGCGAGGUGAGGAAGAGGUAUCCCGGAGUGCCAGUCAUGGCUCUGACUGCUACCGCAACUUCGAGAGUCAAGGACGACACAAUACACAACCUGGGUAUGAAGAAGGACGGCCCCAACAAAUGCCAAGUCUUCACCCAGAGCUUCAAUCGAGACAACCUGUACUACGAAGUUCGUCCAAAACCGAAAGGCAGUCAAGAUGUCGCCGCCAUCGCAGGCCUGAUCAAAGAGUCACACGCCAAGGAGACCGGCAUUGUCUAUUGCUUGUCGCGCAAGAAUUGCGAGGAUAUUGCACAGUCGCUUGUCAAGAAUCAUGGCAUACGGGCUGAGCACUAUCAUGCUGGUCUCGAAGGACCUGCAAAAGCUGCAGUCCAGCAAGCAUGGCAGGCCGGCCAGAUCAAGGUCAUCGUUGCUACCAUUGCAUUCGGUAUGGGCAUCGACAAGAGCAACGUACGCUUUGUGAUCCACCACACCAUUCCCAAGUCGCUUGAAGGCUACUAUCAAGAGACAGGCAGAGCUGGUCGUGAUGGAAAUCCUUCCCGUUGCUAUCUCUUCUACGGGUACGGAGAUGCUGGCAAGCUACGCCGUAUGAUUGAUGACCCCAAAAAUGAAGGCAGCCGAGAAGUCAAAGACAUGCAACACCAGAUGCUUCGCAAGAUGGUCCAGUACUGCGAGAAUCGAAGCGACUGUCGACGCGUUCAAGUGCUGGCAUAUUUCGACGAGCGAUUUAAUCAAGAGGACUGCAACGGGAACUGCGACAACUGCCUUUCCGAGGCAACGUACGAGGAGGUUGACCUGACUGCAGAAGCCCAACAAGCGGUCGACCUGGUGCGGAAAAUCAGAAAAGACAAGGUCACCUUGCUUCACUGCAUCGACGUUUUUCGUGGAGCCGGCAAUUCGAAAGCUAAAGAGAAAAAGCACAUCGAGUUGAAAGAGGCUGGCGCUGGCUCGCAUCUUAAUCGGGGUGAUGUCGAGCGCUUGUUCUAUCAGCUGAUCGGCGAAGAGGCCCUCGUUGAAGAGAACCACAUGAACAAAAGAGGAUUUGCGCAGCAAUACGUCAAUCUCGGCUGGCGAUGCAAUGACUUCGAGCUUGAGCGCUCAAAAUUCAAGAUGAUGAUCAGUACCUCGCCUCAAAAGGCGAAGCCUAGCAAGCCCGCAGCGAAGAAGUCGAAGAGUACCAAAACACCGAAGGAGUUGCCUAUGUCGACCAACGUCUCGUCGCCGCUUCAGGGCCCAUCGAGACGCGGGCAAGCCAGCAUUCAGACUAAGCUCAAACGGCGACAGAUCGACGGCUAUGAAGAUGACGGCUUUGUCGUCGAAGACGAAAGCGAUGAUGGGUUCGCGCCUAAUUGUGUCGCGAAGCCAGCUAUUCCUGCGCGCAAGACUCCCGCAAAAGGACUUACAGCGCCCAUCGCCACCGACGAAAUGAUGGACAAGCUGGAUCCGAUACAUCGCGAUAUCGUCGAUCACUUCGUGGCCGAAGCAGAAAAGAAGCUCAAGGUCAUCAUGAAGAAACAAAAGCUGACUUGGUUGCCGUUCAAUCGAACAAUGCUUCGGACGAUGUUCAUCAACAUCACCGAUACGCCCGAGAAGCUGCGUGCCAUACCAGGUAUAGAGCGCGAGCGUGUCGACCUACAUGGCAAGCACAUGAUCAAGUUGGUCAAAGAGGCUCGCGCCAGACUUGAUGAGGUGGGCGUCGCGAUCGACAAUGAGGAAUCGAAUCCUGCUGAGGAUGACCUGGACGAGGAGCCAACGGACAAUCAUCAGCACGACAGAAACGUCAUCGUCAUCGACAGUGAUGGCGAGCAGGAUGACGAUGAUGAGGACUAUGAUAUGGGUGAUGAAGAAGAUGACGAACCGGGCGAGCAAAGUCGUCACUUCCAGCAGCAGUCCGUCAGCAAAGAAGUCGCGGAAUGGCACGCCGGGUUCUCGCAAAGUGCGAAGAAGUUCAAGUACACCGCUCCAGAGUCACAAGCGUCUCGCAAAGGCCCUCCGAAGAAGAAGAGUUAUGUGGCGCGCGAGAAGUCAGCAGGCAAAUCGCGUGGGGGCAAGACAGGCGGCCGCAGGUCGAAUAGUGCUGGCUAUGCGUCUGGUGCUGGCGUGAGCAAGAAGAGAGCUGGAGCAGGCAAUAGCAGGGCUGCUGCCAGUGCAGGACCUUCGAGGAAUGAAUCUGCCUUUAGUGGCAUCAGAGCUAUGCCAACGUGAGGUUGAGAGGCAUCUAUCGGUCGAGGACUACACUUCUGGCUUGUUUGCUGCUUUGAGACUACACUCACGAGGAAUGAGUAAUGGCUUGCGAGCUUUGCUUCGAUAUGAAUUGCACGAUAGCAGCGCAGUAGUAUUAUUGUUCAUAGCAUGCGGAUCAAUGGACCCAAGUCCACGCCUC
This is a messenger RNA of Cercospora beticola, 5098 nucleotides long. NCBI's taxonomy places the organism in Eukaryota, Fungi, Ascomycota, Dothideomycetes, Mycosphaerellales, Mycosphaerellaceae. The record is from RefSeq and is a predicted model, not a curated record.